CACUCGGACAGCGUCGCCGCCAUCUUCUCGGCGGGCCGUGAGCGCGGACGGGGCCGCCGCGGGCGCGCUUCGGAACGGUGCGCGGAGCGGGCGAAGGGGCGGGCGGGCCGGCCGGUGAAUCCCCCCGCCUCAGCUCUCCGCCGCCGGCGAGGGCGGCGGGCCGAUCCGGGGUGUUUGUCUCCUUCCUCCCCGCGUACCCCCCCUGCCGAACGCCGUCACCGGUACCGUGACGUCCGCGCGGAAGUGGCGUCGCUAAGCGGAGGAGGCGGGGGCGGAAGCGGCCGCGGGAGAAUGGAGACUGAUUGCAAUCCUAUGGAGUUGCCCAAUAAUACGGGAUUUGAAGACGAUUCUGAUUAUAGAGACUUUGAAGGAACAGAUGUGAAAGAUAUGAGACUAGAAGCUGAAGCUGUUGUGAAUGAUGUUCUGUUCGCUGUCAGCAACAUGUUUGUCUCAAAAACCCUUCCCUGUGCAGAGGAUGUGGCAUAUAUCAACGUGGAAACCAGGGAAAGGAACAGAUAUUGCCUGGAGCUCACCGAAGCAGGACUCAGGGUCGUAGCUUAUGAUUUUGAUCAGACUGAUGACAGAUUGCAAACUCCAUACCAUGAAACUGUCUACUCCUUAUUGGACUCUCUCAGCCCUGCAUAUCGAGAGGUGUUUGGAAAUGCACUACUACAAAGAUUAGAAGCUUUGAAGAAAGAUAGUCAGUCAUGAUUUACCCAGAAGUGAGGAAGUUUCAAUGCUGGAAGGAAUUCUUAGUAUAAGGCAUUGGAUCUUUCUUACAAAUGUAAUCACAAUAUCUUAAUGUCUUGCAUUAAUAUCUAAUUCAUGUUAGUACUACUGUAUAACAUUUUGCUACAGUGGAUUUGUGUAUAUCACAGUGCUGUUAAAGGCCACUGAUAAAUUGUAACAUGAAUAAUCUUGUUUUCUUUUUUGUUGUAGGUGAGCAAGUAAGUUUCUUCUUACAACAUUCAAAAAAUUUGGUCUCUGUUCAAAAUGUUAUUAUCCAAAACUUAAAAAAAUAUAGAAAGACAGAAUGUUAUAUAUACAAGUAGUAAUUAUUUUGUGUCUGUUUACCGAUAAUUUUCAUAUCUGCUUUUUAAAAUAGAAACUAACCACUUGCUCUACCCAAUUAAUGAAAAAUAAUUGUGACAAAUGCUGUUUUGGGAAGAACAGAAUUUCAGCUUGAUUUACUACACAUAAAUCUGAAAAUUCUCAGCUUUGAUAAAAAGAAAGAUGGUUCUUGAACAGUUGAACAUUGCUUAUAUACUGACAGUAUCUGAGUUAAAAGCAAGGCUCAGUAUUAUUUCAUCUGUACUUGUCUAUGGCAACCAGCAAACUCCAAAUAAUAAAUGAAAUGUAGUGCUAAUAUAUGAAUGUAUUGUCUGAAUCACAAAUGAGUUAAGCACAGAAUUGCAAUGUAAUGGGCUACAGUAUCCUAAAGAUGAUGUUAUAUAUACUGUAUAUAUGCUAUGCUGUAACUGAGGGGCUUGGAAGACAUUUUAGCCUGUUUACUAUUCUGAAUGUGUUUACACGAUGUACAGGAUAUACCCAAGAGUAUUUUUGUUUCAGUCUUUACUUUCUAUAAUACAGUACUUUGGUACUACUAUUUUUCACACUUUUUCCCUCAAUUGUACAGCGUCCUCUCCUAAUGAAUAUGAAGCACUGUAAUGUUAAUUGCAUUGUAUUGGUUUGAAACCAAAGGCUGUAUGAAAUUUGCUAAGGCUAAUACAAACUGGAAGAUAUAACUUGUAUUUUCUACUAAAAAACUGGUACAGUUCUCUUUAUAAAUCUAUUGUUCUGCUGCGACUUUUCAAGUAUGUACUGAAUGGUAGACUUUUUAAAAAUUACAGUUGGUUAGAAAUACCAGUACUGUUGAACUAACAUUCUGUGAUGUUCAUACUUUUUGUAUUCUUGUAUUAUUCAGUAUUUGCGCAUCUUUGUUUAAAUAAUCCUGCCAUUAUUCUGCCAUGCCUUUGUGACAACUACAUGCAGUAGCCUUUUUGGAGUCGUAGUUAGGAAUAUAUUGGUUUUCACGAAGUCACAGUGACUUCAGUAAAACUGCAUUGAUUUCUACCUGCUAGGGAUUAGUCAUAUCAAUUGAAGAAGCCUAGUAGGGCUUUUGUAGUAGCUUUGGAGUAGUAAUGUACAGCUAUGACUGACAAGACAACUGUUUUCCAGAGUUUAAUUUUGUGUUUAUUAUCUUUUUAAGUUGAAACUUCUGAUACAAAUCCUCUGCCAUACAUUAUGCUUUUAUGCUCUAAAAAUUUUUCGCAUAGGCUCUCUUUGGCACACAGGUCUGUGGCACAUGGUUAGUCCUCUGUGAGGAGAAUGUACUUUACCCAAUUUAUAUUUGAAUAUUUUCCUGUGCAACUAAUUUACUUGUUCGAUUUCAAUGACUAAAGCAUUAAAUAAAUGCA
Molecule: messenger RNA, 2417 nt
Organism: Columba livia (rock pigeon)
Lineage: Eukaryota; Metazoa; Chordata; Aves; Columbiformes; Columbidae
Gene: GSKIP
Product: GSK3B interacting protein
Exons: 3
Coding region: 292-711 (139 amino acids)
Biological process (GO): regulation of canonical Wnt signaling pathway
Cellular component (GO): cytoplasm
Molecular function (GO): protein kinase A binding; kinase regulator activity
Source: RefSeq, a predicted model, not a curated record